Molecule: messenger RNA, 1062 nt
Organism: Sinocyclocheilus grahami
Lineage: Eukaryota; Metazoa; Chordata; Actinopteri; Cypriniformes; Cyprinidae
Exons: 4
Coding region: 451-1062 (203 amino acids)
Source: RefSeq, a predicted model, not a curated record
AGCUGUUCUGCAUCCAUCGAAACCAUUUGGCUUCACUUUUCAGGAGCACUGCGGCACACUUGAAGGUGUAAGCUUUCCAAAAGAGAAGCGGUGGCUUUUAUUAUAAGUGUGUCUACAUCAGCAGGUUUGUCUAAUGUAGUAGUCUUUAUAAGCUCAGUGUCUUGUGUAAAUGAAAAUGCAAAUCCAAAUGAACCCAUGUCAGCUCCUGGGAGAUGCUGUCGCAUAGCAAGAGGAAAGCUGCUUUCGGUUUCAGUUUCAGGCUGGAUGUGCUGGUCAGGGAGAGCUGACCAAUCAGAGAUGCUGCUCUUGGUUUUGCUGGGAAAGUACCCUGGGCAAGCAGUCUAGAUCAUCCCAGUUCUGCACAGCUACUUCAGCAGUUCACUGAGGAGCCUCUCCUGUGUUUACCUGCUUGUGCAGCUUUCUGAGAAGAUACCCUCAUAUAAAGGGAAAAUGUCUUGGAGUAAUACCAUCUCUACAAAUCUGGGAAGGUGUUCAGAAGCGCUUGCUGCAAGCGCCUCCAAGAUGUGGUCUUUAUUCUCCUCAGACAAGAAUGAACAGCUGAUCAGAUCUACUCAGACGCUCCAUCACUAUGUGAACAGAUACUUCACAAUCACCAACACACUGUUGAUCAUAAUCAAUACUCACUUUGGAGAAAGCUACUCCAGUGUCUCUGCAGAUGAGAGCAAAAGUAUUAAGGACAACUGUGCCUUAGUUAGAGAAGCUAUGAGCAUGAUUCUUGAAGUUUCUAGAAGAAAGGAAAAGCAAAUCCUUAAGAUCAUUGAACCUGAUAUUUAUGAUAAGAUUGCCUUCACUGGGGUGUCACUGAAAGACAAGGCUGCAGUGAUCAGGGACUUUCAUGCGGACAAAUUGGGAGUCUUUGGGAAUAUCUGUCUUCCACUAGUCGCUAUUCAGCUGGCGAAAAGUGAGUUAGAGAACGUGAAGCCUCCAACCGAGGAGCACGAUCUGCCGAUUCUGUCCUUAAAACUGGGAGAUCUCGUGAAGAGCAGCAAAAGCAUCGCUAAGCUUCUGUGUGAACAACGCCAGCAAACAGACCUCAAUUAA